This is a messenger RNA of Trachymyrmex cornetzi, 890 nucleotides long. Its product is annotated as replication protein A 70 kDa DNA-binding subunit. The coding region runs from base 211 to 597 and encodes 128 amino acids. Gene Ontology annotation, molecular function: DNA binding. Gene Ontology annotation, biological process: DNA replication. NCBI's taxonomy places the organism in Eukaryota, Metazoa, Arthropoda, Insecta, Hymenoptera, Formicidae. Gene Ontology annotation, cellular component: nucleus. The record is from RefSeq and is a predicted model, not a curated record. The transcript is spliced from 5 exons.
GCAUCAUUGAACGCAGCCAAAGUCAUCUAUUCGGCGGGAAACAGUAGAACAACGGACUAGAACAUGCUAGAACGUAGUAAAACGUAGCGAGGAGAGGCAAGCGUUAUUGUGCGUGAUCGUCAAGAUUUGGAACUUUUUUGCGAAAGCUCUCUGUUUCGAUAAGAAAUUGAUAGACUCUUACGGCCGUGCUGAUAAUAAUAAACCGCAAUCAUGUACAAUUUAACGGAAGGAGCAUUGGAGAAAAUCAUGCGAGACAUAGAUGUCCCUAACCCAGUUCUUCAAGUAUUGAGUUACAAGAAACUGCCAAGAAAUGCAAAUAAAGAUGGUUCUGGUAAUGAUCGAUUCAGAUUGCUGAUAUCUGAUGGACAGAAGUUAAACUCAUUUACAAUGUUGUCCGCUCAAUUGAACGAUCUGAUCACAAAGAAUAUUUUGAAUGAUUAUGCGAUCUGCGAAAUAACUAAGUAUUUCAUGAGCUCAGUGUACAACAACGGCGAAUACAAACGCGUUAUGUUGAUAUUGGAUAUGGAAGUAUUGGUUUCUGGCGAUCAAGUCGGAAACAAAAUAGGUAAUCCGACUAAUAUAGAAAUGAAGCCAUAGCUUGAAUCUACGUCUACGUCUACAUCUAAGGCCACAACUGCACAUUACCAAAAUGGUUCAACCAGAAAUGGUACUUCAAAUAAUCAAGCCUCUUCUGACAUAUACACUAUGCCAAUCGCAGCAUUAAGCCCUUACCAAAACAAGUGAGAGAGAGAGAGUUCUAUGUAAACUAUGGAUCUGUUUUUUAUUCUUGCAUUCAACUCUACAUUAAAACUUUCUUUCCUUAGCCAAACAUUAAAUAUAACUUAUUUGAAAUUUUAUGCUAAUUCAAGUAUAGAAAACAGACGUAUUUC